Molecule: messenger RNA, 2425 nt
Organism: Loxodonta africana (African savanna elephant)
Lineage: Eukaryota; Metazoa; Chordata; Mammalia; Proboscidea; Elephantidae
Gene: EFCAB2
Product: EF-hand calcium binding domain 2
Exons: 7
Coding region: 973-1467 (164 amino acids)
Cellular component (GO): sperm principal piece
Molecular function (GO): calcium ion binding
Source: RefSeq, a predicted model, not a curated record
CAAAAACUUGAAUACCACGCUACAGCUGCAAAGUUUCAGAAAAGGAUUUACAACUUUUCUAUAGUAACUUUAACUGGAAGUCAUGCCAAAUUUCACAACUAGGAACAUUUAAAUGUAUGUAAUACCGAGCACAACAUGGGCAUGUUUUUGUUGCUAUGAGAACCUGCUAUUUUGUGUCAGAAAUUGCAGCCUUGGCGACGCAGUGUUUGCGCCUCUCCUACCCAUGUUUUUCUACAGCUAUUCCUCUCCUGUAGUAAUAAUAGUCUAAUGACUCCGGUUUCCUCUUGCACCCGGCCCAGUUUUCCGUUUUAGCUCCAGUUCUCACAGGCUGUGCGGUCGCCUUUUCUGGGAGGGCGCAGAGGACAGGCCGGGAGCAAACGCCGAGGGCAGGAGCGGGGUUGGGUCGGCGGUUCUGCAGCAGCCUGGGCGGCUCCCCUGCGCUCGGCCGCCGUGAAUGGGAAGGGGAGGAGGCUCGCUUGCAGUUGGCAAUCACCCCCGCGGGAGCCGGGCUUUUCACUCAGCAGCUCUACGGCUGCUUUUAAAAUCUGCAGUAAAAAUUCGAGCAACGCCACGUCGUCCAAACAGGAGAGGAGGGGGGAGAGUAGUAUGUCUGCGAUGUCCCCAGAUGGAGCAGAAUUAUUUAAUACUAAAGGGCUCGGAACCUUAGUAAAACUCCCCGAGGCCACAGGGCUCAGGCCGGGGCACUGAAGGACCUGAAAUGGCCGGGAAGCGUGGCGAGCGGGUCUGGGGCUGCAGAAGCGGGCUUUGGUCGCCCGGACGCUGGAGCUGCACGUGGCGGGAAAGGGGGAAGGGCGCGCGUUCGCAGCACUCCCCCUCCCGGGCCUCUCUCCCCAGGGUCUCCCGCCCCGGGGAUUCGGAGCGGCCCAUCCUCCCAGCGGGGCUGGAGGGGGAAAGGGCGCCGCGACCUAGGUUAACGAUAGGCAUCUCCCAGGCGACGGGCUCCGCACCAAGAUGGCGGAGGAUAGAGCAUGGGAAAGCACAGAGACAGCAGUAGCAGAAUUACACAAAAAAAUCAAAGAAGCUUUUGAAGUAUUUGACCAUGAGUCAAAUAAUACAGUGGAUGUGAGAGAGAUUGGAACAAUUAUCAGGUCAUUAGGAUGCUGCCCUAGUGAAGGAGAGCUACACGACCUGAUUGCAGAGGUAGAAGAAGAAGAACCCACUGGAUACAUUCGAUUAGAAAAAUUUCUUCCAGUAAUGACCAGAGCACUACUGGAAAGAAGAUACAGACCAAUUCCAGAAGAUGUCCUUCUUCGUGCUUUUGAGGUAUUAGAUCCAGCUAAACGUGGGUUUCUCACUAAGGAAGAGCUGGUCAAGUACAUGACUGAAGAAGGUGAGCCUUUUUCUCAAGAGGAAAUGGAAGAAAUGCUAUCUGCUGCAAUUGACCCAGAAUCAAAUUCAAUUCAUUACAAGGACUAUAUAACAAUGAUGGUGGUGGAUGAUAAUUAAAUACUCUAAAGACUUAAUUUCUAAUUCAAAGGACAAUUGAAAAAAUUGCUUUGUCCUUGUUAACUUCACAUUUUCUCUUAUAAUUCCUACAUCUGGUAAUUAAUACCUCUUGACAUAACUCUUUCAAGAUAUUUUGCUUUUUAAGAUGAUUGUAACAAUUGAAAGUGUAAAUAUAUUUAGUAUGUUUAGCUUGUGGAAUGACAAAUUGUAAAUUAUUUGAAAACGAUUCUUAACAACAUUUUAACUUCUUCCAUGGAUUCUUGUUUGUUUUCUACCAUAAGACCUCUGUUGCCUUCAAAUUAAUUAAACUGACAGAAUGAAGAAUGACUGGAAUGGCCCAAGGUUUGGCAUAUAAAGAUCUUGGAAAGGGGCAGAAGGACCACAAACUGAAAAUAGUAGCAAUAUGAUUAAGUCUUCUUUUUUAAACAACAACAAAUGCUUCAACAAUCUGAAUGUGGAAGGAGAGAAAUUGGAAUGAAUAUUAAUAACUGAUUCCUUAUGAGUACCAACUCUAAAUUUAUUUUUGAGAUAAUAGUAAGCUAGUACAAAAAUUUAAAUUUGUUAAUUCAGCAUGUUACCCUUUAUGGAAUAGCUGAAGAAUAUGAGAUAAUUGAAUCUAGAGAAAAGAAGAUUGAAUGGAAACUGAUCAUGUAAAGUAGACACAGUUCUCUCCUGGCCUUUAGAACUCUCACCUGUUUAGACUAUCUCUCUUGGGAAUAUCCUCCUGAAUACUGACUAAGAAUAUUGAAAAUUUUUAUGGUGUGCAGGAGGUACAGCUGUUUAAAGAGCAGAAUAAAGUUACCUGAGCACAAGGUGUAUCAGUGGAAGGAUGCACAGGGAUUUACAAGCAAAGAAAAAUGUAAGGUAAAGGAAAAUCUUUCAUUACCUAUAUAUUAUUUCAUACAACACAAUACACACACUGUGAUCUCUAUUACAAGAUGGCUUCACCAGCACAGGA